Cornus florida is the source of this 723-nucleotide messenger RNA. RefSeq lists its product as uncharacterized. Lineage: Eukaryota; Viridiplantae; Streptophyta; Magnoliopsida; Cornales; Cornaceae. The transcript is spliced from 3 exons. Bases 1 to 723 code for a protein of 240 amino acids. The record is from RefSeq and is a predicted model, not a curated record.
AUGGCGAAUACGUUAGGGAAGAUCUGGAUUGGGUGGAAUAAGGUUGUUUUUUAUGUUAUUUUAGUGAAAGAGGAGGCUCAAACUAUGCUUCUUAAAGUUAAACAUUUUCAUUUAGGUCUCACAUUUUGGGUUUCUUCUAUCUAUGCUGCUAACACAGUUCAAGAAAGAAAGGUAUUGUGGUCUGAUUUGAAAAUUCAUGCUUCCUUAAUGGAUGAGCCGUGGCUUGCUUUAGGAGACUGGAAUAUGGUUCAUUUUCAUAAAGAGAAAUUAGGUGGUUUGAGGGUUACUCAGGCCAAUCUUGAUGAAGUUAACUUACUUGUUAAGGACCUAAAAAUGGAAGACAUUCCAAUUAAUAAUGGGACUUGUUUUGCAGUUAAGUGGCAUAUGGACAGUUCUGAAGGUCCUAAGCCCUUUAAAUUUCUGAAGAUUUGGUGCUUGCAGCAUGAAGUUGAGGAUGUUAUAGCUCAAGCUUGGAGUUGUGCUGUCUCUGGAAAUCCUUUUCAUCAGCUGCAAAGGAAGCUUAGAGAGAUUAAAGCUGCUAUUAAGCUUCAGCUUCUGAAUGAUCAUCUGAAUCAAGACUUGAUUGAUAAGGAGAGAGCUUUAAGCCUUGAUCUUCAACAUUCUUGUGAUCUUGAGGAAGUUGUUUGGGCUCAGAAAUCUCGUCUCACUUGGCUUAAGGAGGGAGAUAAAUGUUCAGCUUUCUUUCAUAAUGUGGUCAAGUAG